This is a messenger RNA of Cyprinodon variegatus (sheepshead minnow), 7020 nucleotides long. RefSeq names its product maestro heat-like repeat family member 1 (gene mroh1). Gene Ontology annotation, cellular component: cytoplasm. The transcript is spliced from 46 exons. The coding region runs from base 129 to 5054 and encodes 1641 amino acids. Lineage: Eukaryota; Metazoa; Chordata; Actinopteri; Cyprinodontiformes; Cyprinodontidae. The record is from RefSeq and is a predicted model, not a curated record.
AACUAAGGUCUAAACUUGUGACAGGACUCGGUUUGCUUCCUGGACCCCGUGCGGAAGGCGGGAGCUUGUGCUCAUCUCUCCCCAGGAGAGAGUCUCCUCUUCGGCUCACUGGCUUCAGGUUAGCCACCAUGGACCAUACAGAUGUAGAACAGGUGACUCUGGCUCUGCUAGAUGCAGCCAACGAUAAGGACUCUGAGGUCCAGGAUCAGGUCAGAAAGUCCAUGUUGACUUUGGGGAAACAGCAGCCAGACAGAGUGUUAGCCAUGUGCCAGGACUACCUGCUGAAACACCCCAAGCUGGUGGUAAGUCACAGAGUUGUGGUUCUUCAGACCAUUGAGCUGGUUGUUGGCUGCAGGAUAGAGGAGAUCAGUGCUCCUAGAAUAAAGAGCAUUAUCUCCCUUGCUUCAGAUGAAAUGACCAGAUCCAAGGAGGUCAUUCCUGACUGGCAGCAGGCAGCCAGUAACAUUUUGGUCGCUGUGGGAAACAAACACAUCAAUGACAUCAUGGAGGAGAUACUAAGCAAGUUCCAGCCAGGGGUUCUACCUCACUUCUUCGUGGUCCAAACAUUGGCCAACCUAUCUGACUCAAACGUUUAUGGGAUGGUACCGUUCCUUAAUGCUAUCCUGGGAACCAUGUUGCCAAUGCUGAGCAUGGCCAAGCAGGACAACAUGAAGUGGGUCUUUUCAUCUGCGCUGUGUCAUUUCAGUGAAAGUAUCCUGGAGUAUUUGGCCAACCUCGACAAAGCGCCAGAUCCUACAGUGAGAAAAGAUGCGUUCUCCAGUGAAAUUUAUGCAGCUUUUGACAUUCUCUUCAAUAACUGGUUACAAAGCCGAGAGCCUAAGUUGAGGCUGACAGUGGGUGAGGCAGUGGGCUCUAUGUGUCAUCUGAUGGCCAAUGAUAAACUGGAGGAACAGAUCCCCCGAAUCAUCCCUGCCAUCAUGUCCCUGUACAAGAAAAACACUGAGCACUAUGUCAUCAGUAAGAGCUUGUGCCAAGUCCUCGAAGCCUCGGUCAACAUGGGGAGCAGAGUGCUGGAAACACAGCUGGAUGGUCUUCUCUUAGCGCUGCAUCAGCAGGUUUCAGCUCCUGUCGAUUACAGCGACCCUCCUACUGUGAAGAACCACAAUGAAGCGUUGCGUUGCUUUAGCUUGCUGGCCAACUCUUUUCCAGACCGACUGGUUAUGUAUGUUCUGCAGAAGUUGGAGAACAGCAAUGAACGAAGCAGGAUGGGCUCCUUAGCUGUCCUUCGUCACCUCAUAAACUCUUCCUCUUCUAUAAUGGAGAGCAAAAAGCUUCUCAUUCUGGCCAGUAUUAGACAGCCAAUGGCAGACCACAGCAACAAGGUGAAGAAGCGUGUUGUCCAGGUAAUCAGCGCAAUGGCUCAUCAUGGUUACCUGGAACUGGAGGGAGGGGAAUUACUGGUCCGGUUCAUCGUUCAAAACUGCGCUUUACACGACACAUACCAGUCCCACCAAAGGCCCAAUGCGGACCCAGAGGAUGUGACUAACGAGGCUCUGAGGGCGAUGUGUGACAGCACCCUCCAUCUCCUUACCACCACUGUUGGCCGACUAGCUGAUGUGCUCUGGCCCAAGUUGCUUUACUAUCUCACACCUUCCCAGUACAGUAUUGCCACUACUCCUCUUUGUAAAAGUCUCAUAGUUUUGGGGAACAAGAAGAAAAGCAACCAGGAGCCCAGCUUCAAGAUAGACUUCACUCAGGAGGUAAAUCUCCCAUCUCCUCACACUCUGAUGAUCAGACUGCUGGAAAAUAAUUGCAAUGUGGUGGAAGAGGCGGAGGAGGAGCAGACUGUGAUCAAAUGCAAAUUUGUCUCACUGACUGAUAUUUACAUCAACAUUCAUCCCAAUACAGAGACGGUCUGGGAGAAGGAAAUACCUCCUCUUCUUUCACUACUAGAUGAGUCAACAGCAGAGAGUCUGGAUAAGAAGCAGUGGGAUGACAAACUGCUGAAGCUUUUAUCUAAGACCUUGACGUCAAUUGAUGAUGAUAAGUGGGUUUGCCAGUUUGCUGCUGAAGCAACCAGAUAUCUUUCUACAUACAACAACGCCCUGGAGGAGAAGAGCUUCCUGUAUCGAUGUAUCGGAGUGACUCUCCAGCAGUGUUUAAAUAAGGAGGUUGUAAAAAAGCAACUACAGGAAGUUCUCCUCGCGGCGCGACACCAUGAUGCUAUUGAAAGAGAGGGAGUUGCCACUGGUGUUGGUCUGUGUGCCAACAGCCACCUGGAGGGAACCUUAGCCAAGCUGGAUGAGUUUGGCAAAUCGGAUGCCUUUAAAAAGUCACCCAGUAUCUUCAACCUGCUCAAAGAGCGUAAUGAGGUGGAAGUGGAGAAGGUGAAGAGCACAUUGAUCCUGUGCUACGGCCACGUGGCUCUGAACGCACCGUCAGAGAAGAUUCUUAACCGCGUCGAUCAGGACAUCCUACGCUGCAUCAGUAAACACUUCAAUACUAAGGUUCUUGGGAUUAAAGUAGAGACGAAGGACCUGACUAUGAAGCUUAGUUUGAUCCAGAGUAUUGGGCUCAUAGCCAAAGCUAUCAGUAGGUGUGUGAAGAAACAAGGCUACAUCUUCUCUCGCAAGCAGGAGCUCAUCUCCAUAAUGCUGGAUUUCAUGAAGUCUGAGCCAUCUGAUUCAUUAAGGACUCCUGUACGCCCCCUGGUGAUGACCACCUGUGCCAACCUGAUACCCCUGGACCCUCCGUUAGGUGAGAGUGAGAGCUUUGAUUUAUUGAAGGUCUGCGUGAACAGUGUGUUUUCCCUGCCACCUGACACGCACACUCCAGAAAAAACUAAAGAUGAGGAGAACCUCGACCCCAAGCAGAGAAAGGCUUUGUACAAAGACACGUUGGCUGCUCUGCAGGAGCUUCUGAGGAGCGUUCUGGCCAGGGACCCCAGUCCUGAUGGCUUGCAGAGUAUCUUUAAGCACAUCGAAUCGUGGCUGAGCUCUGUUCACGAUCAUGAGAGGGAGAGGGCCAUUACUGCCACCUCUAAUCUUCUGGCUUACUAUCUGCAAAACCUAAAUGUUAAGAGUAUGGUCUCUUUCCACAACCUUGGAGCUCUGCUGGGUCGUCUGUCUCCCCGCUGCUCUGACCCUCAGCCGGCUGUACGUGCUGCAGCAGUUGACAGCAUAUAUGCCCUACUUAGUAUACAGCUACGAUACGAAGGGUUCUCCUUGGAUUAUAAAGAUGAAGCUGUUGAAGGUUUACCGUCUUUGAAAGAAGCGCUAGAAAAUCCCGACCAUUCUGUUCUUUACAAGACCUGUUCAGAUCUCACAAAGGUGAUGACUAAACGCCUGCCUCAGCAGCAGCUGACGACCAUGGUCUUCAUGUUGUUUGAAGGGCUGGUGGACAGUCAAACAAACUGCUGCAGAGCUUCGUCCGUCAUCCUGAACACCCUGCUAAAUAACAGGGGAGGCGGACUGCAAGAUCUGGUCCCAGAAAUGUUGGAGGUUCUGCAUGUGCGUCUGCAGAGUAUUACAGAGGAACAGGUGAGGGUAGCAGUGGGGCAGACAGUAUUAAUCUUGGCUUCUCAGCAUCUGCAGACGGUCAUUAAUACUCUAGUUAACCAACCUCUUCCCUAUGACAGCUGGACCAGUGAGAUGUGGAUGGCUUUGGGAGCAGAUCCCAUUGUAGCCAAUCAGAUCAUAGAGAUGGUGAUGGAGAAACUUUCCAUCACGGCGCCCUACGUUGACAAGAAGGAGUCAAUGAUGAGGGGAGGCAUGACGAAAGUGGCGACCAAUCAGCCACUGGCUAUGACAUGUGGUCUGAAGGAGCUGUUAUUAAACGGACAUACGCAGGAGCCAGCAGUGGGCCUGUUUCCUCAGCUCUUCUCCUGUCUGACCGUCAGACUGGGAGCGAGCGUUGGAGUCAUGGCCCCGAAGGACAACGCUCAUAAACACUCAGGCUCCCUGCAUGUAGCCGGGGUUGCAGCUGACGCUCUGAGGAUCCUGUUGGCCCGCGCUCAGUUAGAUGAGGUGAUGAAACGACUGGAUGAAGAUAAUGCCUGGGAUGCAAUGAAGGAGCAAAACACACACGUUACAGGGAUAACGCUGUUGGCAAGGGCGUUGGCAAAGCAUGCUGGUCCCAGGUUGCCUGCGAUUGUAGAGAGUCUCUGCCCGUCGCUGAACAACAUCUAUGAAAGUCAAAGAAUUACUGUCACCGCUUUCUUUUCCGAGCUGCUGAACCAUCAUGUUGUGACUGAGCUGAUGUUGAUAGACGUGUUGAUGAACAACAUGAUGGAGAGGAUAUCAGAUCCCUGCUGCACUGUCCGCAUGCUGGCUGUGCGAGGACUGGGCAACAUAGCAGUGGGAUCCCCUGAAAAGGUGAAUAAAUACGCCAAGGAGCUGCUCGCAGCUAUGAGCUCAGGAAUGGAGGAGAAAGAUGAUCCGGGUAAACUGAUUACCCUGGAGGCCAUGUCUGGUCUGUCUAAAGUUCUUCUUCACCUGGACAAGAAGAACGUCCACUUACUGGUGGUCUACAUCUUCAUGAAAAUCAAACCUUUCUUAGAAAGUGAAAAUGACGAUAUCCGCUGUGCUUCCAUCCUCCUGAUGGGCAAUCUGUCCAAAUUUGGCUCAGGGGAGCAGAUAUUCAAAGACCAGAUCCAUAAUGUUCUGGUCAGCUUACUGUUGCACCUGGUCGACCCAAACACACAAGUGGUCAAGGCCUGUAAAUAUGCGAUGCGAGUGUGCGCUCCUGUAGUUGGAUCAGAGCAGAUCACAACCAUGUUUCAGAAUCACCUUCAUGAGGACAAGAGCCUGCACUAUGGAGAGUUCAUCAAUGAUCUCACCAAGUACCUGAUUCAAGACUUUCCCGGCAUGUUGAACUUCUACCACAUCUCAGUCAUCCAGUUCUUUAAGAGCAGCUGGUCUGAAGUCAGAGCUGCAGCAGCCAUGUUUAUAGGGUUCCUCCUGGGAAACAUUCAGCAGGAGCAGCUCUCCCACCUCAACAUGAGCACCAUUUCCAAAGGUUUAGUGAUGCUGCUCCAGGAUCCAGAUCCUGUGGUUAGAGUAAAAGCAGCUGAAGCUAUGGGACACUUCCACUGACACGCCGACAAUCAGCUGGAAGACUAUAAGAAUUAGUGGGUUUGUCUUUAAUCUAUGGUGGCCAGUUGCCACUAAAUAACCCAGUUUAGUAGAAGAAUCAGGAAUAAGUACUUUUUAGUUUACAAAUGGACCAUUGUACCAUUAUAUAAAGCUACCCUAAUAACUUGAUAUAAUCUAUGAAAACCAAACUGGACCAAGGUGGAAAAAAAACUUUAGCAGAAGGAUAGAUAACGAAUAUUAUUUAUAUUAUCAUAUCGAUCAGUGAACAGAAGGAAAAUCACCAUCAUAAAAAACAAAAUGUACAUUAAGUUAAUAGUUUGUAGCUUUUUUUUUUUUACAUUUCACAGAUACUUGAAAGAGACGAUGUUUGAAUUUUAUUUUAACGACCAACAGCUGUGUCUUUAUUGUUUACUGUCCAUUGUUGUAAAAUCAGAGAUGUAUAAUAUUCCUAACAGUAGAACAUAUGAUGUAAGGGUAGCAAGUUCACAAAUUAGUAUUUUAUAUACAGUAUGGUCUUUAAAAAUGAUAUGCACACUGUAUGCUAGUAAUAAUAAUAUCAGUUUGCUUGUAUCUUAUUGUUGUAUCCUAUUAUUGUUCUCAUAGCAUUUAUUUUAUGAUAAAAAUGCAUGUUAGGAUAAGUUUCACACAAUCAAUGAUGGAUUUAACAGUUUUAUAUGUUUAAAUAAUUGUUCCCAAGUGGAAUAUAGUUGAACUGAAGUUUGCAGAGAUCCAAAGUAUUAAAGAUAAACGGUUCUUGGUUGUUGUUUUUUUUGUUAUAGUUGUACUCAGUGGUCCAUUUCCUGUCAGCAAUAACUACACCAACUCUUUAAUGACGACUCUUUUGAUUAAUUGCAUGGUUUAUGUUUGCAAAUGGUUGUACAUUCAAAAUGAAUUAGUUCGUUUCAGCAACGUAACAAGCUCUUUUAACAAAUCAGGUUGGUAGCCGCACUCCACAGCAUGAUUAAACCAACCGUUUAUGAACCGCUGAAGCUACUACAUAUGAAGCGCUAAACUUCUUCGUAUUUAGUUUGUUUUUCUUAAUGAGCCUCAUAAGAUAGGACGCGUUCCUUUUAUUCCAUUCACACUGCCACUUUCUGUGUACAUAUCUUACAAUCGACCUAAUUUCCAACAGUCUGCUUAACUCAUAAGGCCACUUAUUAGACAGUUAGUCAUUGUGUUGUGAUAAUAAACCAAGUUGUAUUAAUAACAACUCUUAGCUGCCUACUUUGUGAAAGAACAUCCGAGGCAUAACCAUAGUCUCAGUAGUGCCAAAUAUCCGUUAUGAGUUAUUAUAAUAAUACUCUAGAGAUGCUUUAAUAAGUUUGAAUGUCCCUUCUGAUUCUCGUUAACUCUGACCGUGGUUAUAGAGGACACAUUUACCUUCGCGGUAGUAAAUGAAUGUAUUAGAAUGAAGAAUGGGACUUGUGUAUAGUCCAAUAAGCAGGUGGCGGCUGAGUGUUAUUUCUCAUAAGUUUACCUCAGAGUUCUUUGUUACACUUUAAACGCCGACAUGUGGUCCCUGAUCUGAGAUUCUUCCAGGCAAGCUGCCAUUAAGUCCCAUCAGUAUCCAGGUGGAGGCGCUGAUAUAAACAUGUCUUAUCCAUCAUAUCGUCUUCUAAAAUAAAUGAUCCAUCUGAUGAAACUCCUGCGGUUGGGUCACUAAAUAUGACUGCAGGAUGCUUUUCUCAUGGCUCCUUGUCAUAAAUAAUCUUCAAACAGAGACUUGGUGUCUUAGUACUUUUAACACUAGAGUUUAAGAUAUAAUCUAUUUUUCUUUUUUUCAUUAAAGCCUGGUAUUAUGAUUUGUUUUUUUGUUUUUUUUAACAUGUUGAAUGGAUGUUAGUGUGUAUCUCUAAUGAUUGUUCUGUUUGAAUAAAUAAAUGUGUUGAUGUGUGGAAGUCUGUUUUCAUGUACAUCUACAGAGGAAUGUGUGGACAAAGCCUUCCAGUGUGUUCAAAAUAAAGGA